UAACGGCUUUGCCCGAUGCUCAAGGAAGCCCCGGGGUGCCGUUUCCGGAGGACCAGGGCUGCGCCCGGGUGGAGGGUGCGGCGGGGGAGGGGAGGGCCCGGCCGGGCCGGGCCGGGCCGGACCGGGCCAGCAGCUCCUGCCGGGCCUUGCCCAGCGCCGGGGCCGCCCAGCCCCGCGCCCGCUCCCUCCUUCCCCCCGCCUGGCCACCGAACCCGCCCCAGUGCUCAUGCGCCCCGGGAGAGGUUUAAAGCGGACGCGGUGGCUGCCGUCGGUUGUGCAGCUCCGCGGAAGGGCCAGGGCAGUGCGGAGAGGUUGGCAUCCGUGGUGGGGCUCCCUAGUGGGCAGGCUUCGCCGUGCCGUGCCGCUCUCCUCGCCUCCGCUCUCGGUCGCCCCGGGGUCCGGACGCGCUCCGCCACCAUGUGGCUUGUCCCCCUUCUCCUCGGCACCUUCCUGCUUUUCAGCCCCGUUCGCGGGAGCGACGGCUCGGCUCCCACCGCUAUCACGUGCUUUACAAGAGGACUCGACCUUAGAAAGCAGGUAGAAGAUGUCAUUUGCCCAGCAAACUGUCCUCUGUGGCAAUUUUAUGUCUUUGGGAAUGGAGUUUAUGCUUCUCUUUCCAGUAUCUGUGGGGCUGCCAUACACAGGGGGGUGAUCACCAGUGCAGGAGGAGCUGUAAGGGUACAGACUCUUCCAGGGCAGGAAAGCUACCCGGCUGUAAAUGCCAAUGGGAUCCAGUCUCAGGUGCUCACUAGAUGGACUUCGUCUUUCUCAGUGACUGGUAUCAAGAGCACAGCGCUUGAAUCAGUUGGACGAUCUGUAUCAACAGCACGUCCUUCUACAGGUAAAAAACCCAAGAAGACACUUGAUAAAAAGGCUGGAAACAAAGACUGUAAAGCUGAUAUUGCAUUUCUCGUUGAUGGAAGUUACAACAUUGGCCAACGUAGAUUUAAUUUGCAGAAAAACUUUGUUGGAAAAGUAGCUGUGAUGUUAGGAAUUGGAACAGAAGGGCCUCACGUCGGAGUUGUACAGGCCAGUGAACAUCCAAAAAUUGAAUUCUAUCUGAAAAACUUCACUGCUGCAAAAGAAGUUUUGUUUGCCAUAAAGGAAUUGGGGUUCAGAGGAGGCAAUUCUAAUACAGGGAAAGCUUUGAAGCACACAGCUCAGAAAUUCUUCUCUUUGGAAAAUGGAGCACGCAAAGGAAUUCCCAAGAUCAUUGUAGUGUUUCUAGAUGGCUGGCCAUCAGAUGAUCUAGAAGAAGCUGGGAUAGUGGCCAGAGAAUUUGGAGUCAACGUGUUCAUUGUAUCUGUAGCAAAGCCCACAACAGAGGAGCUGGGAAUGGUGCAAGACAUUGGUUUUGUUGACAAAGCUGUCUGUCGAAAAAAUGGCUUCUUUUCUUACCAAAUGCCCACCUGGUUUGGUACUACCAAAUACGUAAAACCUCUUGUCCAAAAGCUGUGUUCACAUGAGCAGAUGUUCUGUAGCAAGACAUGCUACAACUCCGUCAACAUUGCUUUCUUGAUUGAUGGUUCCAGCAGCGUUGGAGACAACAACUUCCGCCUUGUGCUUGAAUUCAUCAGCAACAUUGCAAAGGCUUUUGAGAUCUCUGACAUAGGUUCCAAGAUUGCAGCUGUGCAGUUCACAUACGAUCAGCGUACUGAGUUCAGCUUCACAGACUACAACACAAAAGAAGAGGUCCUCUCUGCUAUUCGCAACAUUCGCUACAUGAGUGGUGGCACUGCUACUGGUGAUGCCAUUACUUUCACAACCAGAAAUGUGUUUGGGCCAGUGAAAGAUGGUGCUAACAAAAACUUCCUCUUUGUUUUGACUGAUGGUCAGUCUUACGAUGAUGUUAGAGGACCUGCUGCUGCUGCACAAAAAGCAGGAAUAACUGUGUUCUCUGUUGGUGUUGCCUGGGCACCUCUGGAUGAUCUGAAAGACAUGGCUUCUGAACCAAGAGAAUCUCAUACUUUCUUCACUAGGGAGUUCACAGGAUUGGAGCAGUUGGUUCCUGAUAUUAUUAGAGGCAUCUGUAAAGAUUUUUUGGACUCUAAACAAUGAAGCAAAAAUCUGCUGUUGGUAGUUUGAAACCAAAAAUCAUGAAAUUGAAAUAGUCCCUCUCAAGUACAGAUGUUUUAUUCUUAUAUAUACUAUCAUAAUGCAAGGGAAGAAGAAAGGCUACUUUUAUUUCUGUGUUUGAGUCAGUCAAGAAUUUAUGUGAGGUUGUUAGAAGUUGUACUUGAUACUGAAAUGCAGAAUUUGGCCAACAGUUACUAUUUUCAAUACAUAUGUAGUAUCCCCAAAUUCAAAGCUAUGCGUAUCAUGCACUUAAGGCUAUCAGAUAUAAGCAGAGGAAUAAUACAGCUCUGACAUGUUUGCUGUCACUUGCUAGAUGUCUUCUUAUGAGUUAAAAAUAAUACAGUUUUAAAUACAUAGUACUAUCUUCUAUAAGCAUUUUGUAGUUUCUGUAUCUUUUCAAGGAGUUCUGCUGACAGGGUGAAGUACUUCAGUUGCACAACAUCCAUUAUUGCCAGGCAGUUUAGGAAAAGAUAUGACAGGAGAAGAUAUGACAGAUUGUAGCUAAACAGUCUAUUUUUCACUAGUUGAGGUUUUGCUAUUGUGAACGAUGCUGCCAUCUGGUUGGCAAAGUUUACAUCAAAAGACAUCAAAAGACCCACAGAUUUCUGUGGAUUGAUCUUGUUUGGUUCUUUUGGCAUAGAUUUUUGAAAGGUAUUUAAGGCACAGUAGUUUUUUUGGGAGAAUCUGGGUCCUAGCAUAUUAGCUGAUACUACUCCUGCCUACACCACUGAAGUGAACAGCAAUAUUCCUAAUAUAUCUGAUAACCAGAUUUUUUUUCCUGUCUACUGUCUUGAUUUUAUGAAGUUGUUACUGAUUAAACAGAGGUAAGAGUCUUGGGCAAAGAGAUUAAACUAGACCACACACUGGGAACUGAAAGCAUUCAUAUUCAAGUCCAAAGCCAUCUCAGACCUUGAAACCUGAUUUAUAUCAUAUGACAGUGUAAGUAAAGAAAAAAAUAAGCAGACAUGUAAGUGGGAUUCAGUAGCUCACAGAUAACAGUUUUCUAAUGCUAAUAAAAACAUCUUUAAAGAUGUGUAAGGUUCUCUGAAGAUGAAAGAAUAGUUUUCUUGAAAAAAGGCUUUAAUUUGAUUACAUACCUAGUAAUGUGUUGAUAUAUUUAUACCUACUGGUGUAUGGUUAAAAUGAU
This is a messenger RNA of Pezoporus occidentalis (night parrot), 3223 nucleotides long. It is a transcript of the gene COCH, whose product is annotated as cochlin. NCBI's taxonomy places the organism in Eukaryota, Metazoa, Chordata, Aves, Psittaciformes, Psittacidae. The record is from RefSeq and is a predicted model, not a curated record.